ACCUAUGAAAAUCUAGACUUGAUCUGUAGAAGAAGAAUUAAUACCUAAAGCAUAAAUCAGUCACACAGACUACACUCAACCACUCGGGCGGCGCCACAAUCCGUCCACGUCAAACACCUCGCUGACCGCGCCUCCCCACCACCACCACCCCACCCCCCUCUAACCGCCCCCUUCUCCCUCUCUCUCUCUCUCUAUAUAUAUAUACUUCUCCCCCUUUCUCCUGCAUUCCAAUUUUCAAAAGUAGCACUCGAAUUUGCCGGCAGCCAAAAUACAUAGAUAUUUACAAGGAAAGGCGUCAAUGGCGAUGAAGGAGAAGCCAAGCGGCGGCGCAAGCGCCAAGGCUCCCGCCGUGAACGAGGUGCACUACAGGGGGGUGAGGAAGCGGCCGUGGGGCCGCUAUGCUGCCGAGAUCCGCGACCCCAACAAGAAGACACGCGUCUGGCUCGGCACCUUCGACACCGCCGAGGAGGCGGCGCACGCCUACGACGCCGCUGCCCGCGACUUCCGCGGCUCUAAGGCCAAGACCAACUUCCUCCUCCCCUCCGACGCCGCCUGCAGCCCCACCGCCAGCAGCACCGUCGACUCCCACGGCGCCGAUCACGCGCCAGUCGAGCUCGACCUCACGCGCCGCUUCGGCAACGCCCUCACCCCCGCCGAGUUUCGGUUUCUCCGGCAACAUCCGCCCGUGGCGGUGCUUCCCAACGGACAGCAGCUUUUUUAUAUCGACCGAUACAUGCAGCACGCGGUUGUGGCCGGCGCCGCCCCCGCCUUGCAGAGCGACUCGGAUUCGGCGUCGGCUGUGGACGAGAAUCAAGUAGAUAGAGGUGACGUGGCGAGAGAGCUGAAUCUUGAUCUCAAUCUGGCGCCGCCUAUGCCAGCUUGAAUAAUUCUUGGAAAUUAACUGAUUUUUUUAGUGUAGUUUUAUUUAAAUUUUUAGGAGGUAUUGUAACUUUUGUUCAAUCAAGUUUAAGUUUUUGAUUGAAUCGGUCUAACAUUUUGUUAUGAAUUUGAUUUACAUCCGAA
Molecule: messenger RNA, 1023 nt
Organism: Salvia miltiorrhiza (redroot sage)
Lineage: Eukaryota; Viridiplantae; Streptophyta; Magnoliopsida; Lamiales; Lamiaceae
Product: ethylene-responsive transcription factor 4-like
Exons: 1
Coding region: 299-883 (194 amino acids)
Biological process (GO): regulation of DNA-templated transcription
Molecular function (GO): DNA binding; DNA-binding transcription factor activity
Source: RefSeq, a predicted model, not a curated record